Molecule: messenger RNA, 546 nt
Organism: Acanthosepion pharaonis
Lineage: Eukaryota; Metazoa; Mollusca; Cephalopoda; Sepiida; Sepiidae
Source: the annotation of a GenBank genome assembly
AUGCCAUUUGUUUGCGUAGCACAAGCAAAGUUCUAUCUAUCUAUCUAUCUAUCUAUCUAUCUAUCUAUCUAUCUCAGUCUGUUCAUAUCUAUUUAUCUAUCUCAGUCUGUUCAUAUCUAUCUAUCUAUCUAUCUAUCUAUCUAUCUAUCUAUCUAUCUAUGUUCAUAUCUAUCUAUCUAUCUAUCUAUCUAUAUAUCUAUCUAUCUAUCUCAGUUAAUAUCUAUCUAUCUAUCUAUAUCAGUCUGUUCAUAUCUAUUUAUCUAUCUCAGUCUGUUCAUAUCUAUCUAUCUUCAUCUAUCUAUCUAUCUAUCUAUCUAUCUAUCUAUCUCUGUUCAUAUCUAUCUAUCUAUCUAUCUAUCUCCGUCUGUUCAUAUCUAUUUAUCUAUCUCACUAGCUAGCUAUCUCUGUUCAUAUCUAUCUAUCUAUCUAUCUCAGUCUGUUCAUAUCUAUUUAUCUAUCUCCGUCUGUUCAUAUCUAUCUAUCUAUCUAUCUAUCUAUCUAUCUAUCUAUCUAUCUAUCUUAUCCUGUUCAUUUAUUUAUCUUUAA